UGUGAGGAACAUGUAAUUGAUUUAUUGAUAUUUGAUUCUAGAUGGAAUCCAAUCGGUCGGUCAAAAUGUCUCAACAAGAGCUUAAAAACUUUAUCUUAAAUAAAUCUGCUGAAUUCAUGGCCACGCAUGGCAAAUCACAUAUUUCAAAACAAAUGGCUAAUUUAUCUACUUGUAAAGCACAACAACGCUUAUAUUAUAAAAAAUACAAAGAAUUAUCGAACCAAAUAAAUGUCAUAAGUUCCGAACUGGAUCUCUUGGUUAGAGUGCCUGACCCUGAAGUUAAACACGUUAGAAAUGUUGGAACAAAUGUGAAUUUGCCGUCAAAAAAAAAAAAUGGUAGUGACAACUGCAGCUGGUGCUAAACUAAGAAACUGACUAUAAUUUGUAAUA
This is a messenger RNA of Acyrthosiphon pisum (pea aphid), 390 nucleotides long. RefSeq lists its product as uncharacterized. The record is from RefSeq and is a predicted model, not a curated record. The transcript has a single exon. The coding region runs from base 42 to 362 and encodes 106 amino acids. Lineage: Eukaryota; Metazoa; Arthropoda; Insecta; Hemiptera; Aphididae.